Molecule: messenger RNA, 678 nt
Organism: Patiria miniata (bat star)
Lineage: Eukaryota; Metazoa; Echinodermata; Asteroidea; Valvatida; Asterinidae
Product: complement C1q subcomponent subunit B-like
Exons: 1
Molecular function (GO): protein binding
Source: RefSeq, a predicted model, not a curated record
CAGGGACCUGCUGCAAUACCCGGCAUACCAGGUCUGCCUGGCCCAGUUGGACCGAUGGGGCCGUACGGUCAGCCGGGGUCAAAUGGCGAUGCAGGUCAGCAAGGUGAGAUUGGCCCUAUUGGACCUAUGGGUGAUCGGGGAGCACCUGGGAACACUGGGUUUAAAGGUGAUGAUGGAAUUGGUCUGCCCGGCAAAAUAGGUCCGAGAGGGCUACCUGGUGUUGUCGGAGGAACCGGGGAAACUGGUGUCAAAGGUCAGAAGGGUGAGCUAGGGGAGACAGCAGACGACUCCAACAAGCGGGUGGCAUUCACCGUGGUGAGGACGAGCACCUCGGAUACCUCUACGAGUCAAGACACCCGUCUGCCCUUCCAGCAGGCCGAGACGCUUCUGCCAGGUACCAGCUUCGAUCUCGAGACCGGCACGUUCACAUGUAGUGUGCCGGGCACCUACGUAUUUACGUUCUCUGUUCUUAAGUAUAGCACCGGCGGUUACCUUUACAUCCAUCUUGUUAAAAAUAACUACAAGGUGAUCACUACCUAUGAUACAUCAAAUCAACUUGGUCAGUUGUCUGGUAGCGCGGUAAUGGUCCUGCAGCGAGGAGACUCGGUGUAUCUUACCAUGUCCGGUAGGGCGCACAGUACUCCGAAUUAUCACUACACCUCAUUCAGUGGCUUCCUC